Messenger RNA from Dichotomopilus funicola, 1707 nucleotides. Its product is annotated as MFS general substrate transporter. Gene Ontology annotation, biological process: transmembrane transport. Bases 1 to 1707 code for a protein of 568 amino acids. Gene Ontology annotation, cellular component: membrane. The transcript is spliced from 7 exons. Lineage: Eukaryota; Fungi; Ascomycota; Sordariomycetes; Sordariales; Chaetomiaceae. Gene Ontology annotation, molecular function: transmembrane transporter activity. The record is from RefSeq and is a predicted model, not a curated record.
AUGACCAAAGAAGCCGCCAUCACCGGAGCCACUAGCAGCUCCGAGCUCAAGCCCGACGACCCCACCCACAGCAAGAGCUACGGCGCCGUGGUCUCGGUUAGUGACCUACAGUCCGGCUCCGACGGCGACAGCGGCGGCGGGGACGGUACCGACGACCCGUAUAACACCGAAAAGAAGAACCCCUUUGCCGACCCGGCUGCGGCCGAGCAUUGGCGCCAGGUGUACGAGAAAUCGCAGUAUGAGUGUCGACAUGUGUAUGAUCCGACCUUGACGUGGACGGAGGAGGAGGAGAAGCAGAUUGUGAGGAAGUUGGAUUGGCGGGUGUGUUUGUGGGCUUGUGUUAUGUUCUUCGCCCUCCAAGUAGACCGUGGAAAUCUAGCACAGGCCGUGUCAGACAACAUGUUGGACGAUCUAGGCCUUAAUACCGAUGAUUAUAACUAUGGCAACAGCGUUUUCCGAUUAGCAUUUCUCGUGGCCGAACUUCCCUCGCAACUGGUAUCGAAAAAGAUUGGCCCGGACCGCUGGAUCCCCAUCCAAAUGGUGUUGUGGUCCAUCGUUGCUACGGCACAGUGCGCUCUCACCGGGAGGACCAGCUUUCUUUGUACCCGUGUUCUUCUAGGGGUGCUCGAGGGUGGCUUCAUCCCCGAUAUCGUCCUGUGGCUAUCCUACUUUUACACCGCCCGCGAGUUGCCCAUCCGCCUCAGUUUCUUCUGGACCUCCCUGUCUGUCACCGGCAUCGCCACAUCGCUCCUCGCCUUUGCCCUCCUUCACCUCCGCGGUGUCAACGGCUGGGGCGGUUGGCGUUGGCUCUUCCUGGUCGAGGGGCUCAUCACGCUCGUCGUCGGACUUAUGAGCUUUUUCCUGAUGCCCGCCUCGGCCGUCCAGACGAAAACGUGGUUCCGCCCCAAGGGUUGGUUUAACGACCGUGAGGUCGGGAUUGUGGUGAACCGCGUGUUGCGGGAUGAUCCGUCCAAGGGAGACAUGCACAACCGCCAGGCUAUCACAUUUAAGCGGUUAUGGGACGCGCUUAGGGACUAUGAUCUCUGGCCGUUGUACAUCAUUGGCCUGAUCGAGUUCAUCCCGUCGAACCCGCCUGUGACUUAUCUGACGUUGACUCUGAGAAACCUGGGGUUCAGCCCGUUCGCCACAAAUCUUCUGACCAUCCCAAAGGAUAUCUUUCAUAUUUUUAAUCUCCUCCUCCUUACGAAACUGUCCGACAAGCUCAACGAGCGCGCGUUUGUGGCGCUGAUUCAGCCACUUUGGACCUUACCGUGCCUAAUCGCCCUUCGAUGGUGGCCAGGCGUUGUUGUCAACCAAUGGGGGACUUACGCCCUUGUCACGGUGCUGGCAUCGUAUCCCUAUGCCCACGCUAUUAUUGUGGGAUGGACGUCGAGAAACUCGAACAAUGUUGGCGUGCGCUCGGUAUCAGCUGCUUUGUACAACAUGGCCGUUCAAGCAGGCAGUGUCAUCUCCGCCAACGUCUAUGUGGAAAGCGAUAAGCCGCUAUACAAAACCGGUAACCAGAACUUGGUGAUCAUCAACUUUAUUGUCGUUGGCGCCUUUUUGUUCGCGAAAUUCUAUUAUGUCUGGCGCAACAAGCAGCGCGAUCGCGUCUGGAACGCCAUGACGGACCAAGAGAGGCGAGACUAUGUAAAAAACACAAAGUUGACUGGCAGUCGGAGGUUGGAUUUCAGGUUUGCGCACUGA